Messenger RNA from Penicillium mononematosum, 3588 nucleotides. RefSeq names its product forkhead domain protein. The transcript has 2 exons. Gene Ontology annotation, molecular function: sequence-specific DNA binding; DNA-binding transcription factor activity. The coding region runs from base 1 to 3588 and encodes 1195 amino acids. Gene Ontology annotation, cellular component: nucleus. Gene Ontology annotation, biological process: regulation of ribosomal protein gene transcription by RNA polymerase II. Lineage: Eukaryota; Fungi; Ascomycota; Eurotiomycetes; Eurotiales; Aspergillaceae. The record is from RefSeq and is a predicted model, not a curated record.
AUGUCGUCGCAGACUAUGACUGCGCCAGCCGUGGGCCAUCGACCGCCUGACCCAGGCCCCGAUAGCCCCAUAUACGACUAUGGCGGCUCACCAGACACUGCACCCCCUAGCAAUCCUCGAGAGGACUCCGCAAUCCGCGCCAUGCAGAAUAAUUCUGCCCCGUCAACUCCCAACGGGAUGUCCGCCCCGGACGUCGCAAUCAAAACUGAAUACUCGGACAGUCACGACUUUUCAACUGCGCAACAUCAACAAGAUGCAAAUACCCAAAAUGCCGCAAGUGCGCUCCUAGCACAACUUCUUGGAAAUCAGCCAGCCGCAAACUCCACCCCUACCACGAUACAACCUGCACAACAGGACGAGGAUCAGGAUAUCCGCAUGGAUAUCAAGAUGGACGACUCGAUUUCCCCGUCAUACAACAUGCCAGCUCAAACCCACGCGCCCAUCGACCCGAGCUUACACCGAGACACAGGCUCAACAUCUCGCGAGAUCCAGGAUUUGCUAAGUGGGAAAGCUUUAGGUGAUGGGCACAUGGGGACAAACCCUGCACACCAGGGUACGAACCAUACGGGAUUUAACUCAUCUGAUGCUGUGGGAAGCUUGUCCGACCCCAUGAACCCGAAAUUGGACGCUGAGCAGCCCUCCCUCCUUCCGCCCUUGGAUUUUUCCGCCGCCCCGAAAAAUGCCUUUGAAGCUCUUCACCAAAACGAACUGCUCACAGCCGCCUUCCUUUCGCAAAACGCCGAUCUGUCAGCCCUGGGAUAUCAAGAUGUGGCGGCCUCAAUUGCUGGAUCGGAACCUAAGAUCCAAGCAUUUGCCAAGUUGGAGUUUGAUGAUGGGCAUUUUUACGUCAAUACCUACUCAUUCAUCCUAGGGCGAGACGUGCGCGCCGCACGCGCCGCCCAUCACCGAGAGUUCCAGUACCGGCAGGCCGUGCGAAGCACUCGGGCGAAGAGUUCAAGUGGAGGAAAUACAUCCCACACCCCGAACCGUAUGAAGCGGGAGGAAAGCGCUGCCAUGAUGGGUAGUGUUGUCAGUGAUCGGGGAGGUAUUAUGGGGUUUGAUCCAGAUAUACCCCCGCAUCUUCCGAACAAUAUGAACGUGAGCCGACGAUCAUCAAAAUCAUCCUUUGACGAGGCUGUCGUACCAUUGCAUGCAAACCCGGCUCAACUACAAUCGACAACCGACUACAAUGCGCUUGCCAUGCAAUCUUUGCAAGAUGGAAACGGAGAUGCAAAGCCGGUUGAUGCGCUAGCUUUGCUCCCAUCCCCUGAUUCUUGCCCACCAUUCCCAUUCACCCCCCAACGACCGUUGACGGCAGUGCCGCAGGCCAUCGAGGGAUUUCUCGGAGACAUGUCCGGAUCUCAUACAACUUUGACCGUAACUUGUUUGAAAUGGAGCGGCGACUACAUCCAAAUUGGAGGUGUGCGUAUCCGGUUUUUGCUGCCAGACGUCCCCAUUGGCGAAACUGGAGCCGACCGCAUGGAAGAAAAAUUGGCAGAGAAUGGCGAAGAGGAGGAAGAGAAAGAUGCCCGUGCUUCGAUCGAAGUGGAUGACGACGUUGAUGAAUCUGAGAGACUCGGAAGUGAGAGCGGCGAGAGCAGGGAACCUUCCAAGAAGAUCAUCCUCAAGACAAAGGAUUCUAAAUCGGCUCAAGCAAUGGAUUCUAUCGAGAAUGGGGAUAACGAUUCGCAGCCGGCCCGCCGCCGGGGACCAGGACGUCCUCCCAAAGAUGGGAUCAUGUCUAAGCGCGAGCGAGCUGAGCUUGCCCGGGAGCAGAAAAUUGCAGCUAAGCGCGAAGCCAACGGAGGUAUCACGCCACCCCCACUCAAAGUGCCCAAGGCCGGAAAGACAGUUGCCAAAGAAUCUGUCGUUCCCGAGUCGCCAACAAACAAACCGUCCGAGAAGCGGAAGUACACCAAGAGAAAGAAGCCGGAUGGUACACCAAUGGAUUCUCCCCUUCCCUCAACGGAAGGCGGCCAAAUGUCUGCAGAGCCUCCACAAGAAUAUGUCAAACCCCCACCGGUCAAAAAACGCAAACCAUCACGAUCACCAUCCCCCAAUUAUCCUCCGGAGUCUGCUUACAAUGCCGAGGAUUUGGCGAAGCCACCGUACAACUACGCCGUUCUCAUCUUUGAUGCUCUGACGGAAGCCGGAACGCCAAUGACGUUGAAGCAGAUCUAUCGUGCGCUGAAACUGAAAUAUCCGUACUUCCGCUUCAAGUGUGAGACUGAGGGCUGGACAUCCAGUGUACGGCACAACCUGAACGGCAAUGGGCAUUUGUUCAUGCACGCAGAGCGAGAUGGCAAGGGUUGGUCAUGGCAACUUAUUCCCGGCGCGUCGGUUGAGAAGGAAAAGAAGCGACGCCCUUCGCCGCCGCCGCAGGUGUCCCACCCUCCUGCACCUGCUCCCCAGCAGUACAUGCCUCAGAUGUCCCAUUCUUAUGCACCACCUCAGGGCCCACCACAGGUGCCAAAUCCGCCACAGCAUUUCCAAUUCCCUUCUAUACCGCCUGCUCCUUUCCCGGCAUCUGUUAACGUGGGAGGACCUCCACGAGCCAGUCCCUACCCACCUCAAUCGAAGGCCCCUGCACCUACACCCGCCGCUCCUCCUGCUCCACGGGUUCAAGCUCCUGCUCCGCCCCCGCCACAGGCUGCGACACCGGCACCGGCAGCGGCACCUCCGCCGGUGCCUACACCUGCCCCUGUCUCUGCUCCUACCCCGUCUCCAGCGCCAACACCUACUCCGGCUGCUAUGCCCGCGUCUGCACCCGCACCCGCACCCGCGUCAGUACCGGCGGCACCGGUGUCGACACCGGCACCAGCACCAGUUCCAACACCAGUGCCACCUAUAAACCCAGCUGCAUCAUUCCCCAUCCCCAGUCAACUCCGCAACAACCUCCCAGCUGCAUUCGCGGCGACAAUCCCUUCAACCUACACUUCGCCCUACGCAUCUGCCCCUGCUCCGACAGGCGGCCAGCAGCAACAGUUGCAGACCCCACGACCCCCUCACGGACCCCCCUCAGCAUCAUUCCCUUACUCCCAACAAAAGCCGCCAUCCUCUCAACCUCCUCACAACAACCCGCAGCCUCGGGCCUACCCUCCAUCUGGUGGAACACAAUUCCAACACCAGCCUCAGCAUCCGCGUCCACAUCAGCCACCAGUCCAACCCCAGUCGCAGCCGCUGUCGCAUCCUCCUCAGCAGCAACAUCCGCUACCUCACCACCAGCAUCAGCCGCAGCAUCAACAUCAACACCCACACCAACAUCAGCACCAGCAGCAUCCGCCUCCAGGCCUCCCGGCCCAUUCUCACCAUCAACAACAGCAACACCCUGUUCAGCAGAACCCUGCACCAGGGCCACCAGAGUCAUCCUCGUUCAUUGAUAGAGCGAACAAGGCAAUCGAUGACUUUGAAGCUGUUCUCAUGGAAGACUACGAGGACAAGAACUACAUCCGGGAAGUCCUGCGGAGUGCGCGCGCACGGGUGUUGGGCGAUGCGCCAGAAAGCUCCUUCCCAGGCGGCGAGCCAAAGGACGAAGCCGUCAUCAUGGACGUGCUACGCAAUUUGGUCGGAAGUCUGAAAGAAGAGUGA